UUAAUCCGCGCGUGUAUUGUAUUGGGUGGGUACGUGCCAAACGAAGCCAACAUCUAGUCAAGGUCCGUCUCUCCUUGCCGCCUCCGCUCCUGCGCCGCCCGCUUCACCGCAGGCAUCCGGCAGCCGGCUCUACAACCCGACGACGUGAUCUCCCCGCCUUCAAUUCCUCUCUCGUCCUGCUCUGUGCACACCAAGGAAGAUGGUCCGGGAGGUGGCCGAGAGCUGCGUCGACGGGGUGGUCAUGGAGAUGGUAGCGGCCUACUGCGGCCGCUUCUACGCCGCCAAGCCCGAGCUCGCGGCCCGCCGCAUCGAGGCCAUCGGCUUCCAGGUCGGUCACCAGCUCUCCGAGAGAUAUACCAUGGAGCGCCCUCGAUUUAGUGAUCAUCUUGAAGCAAUCAAAUUUAUCUGCAAAGACUUUUGGUCUGAACUAUUCAAAAAGCAGAUUGAUAAUCUUAAAACAAAUCACAGGGGUACCUUUGUCCUUCAAGAUAACCGUUUUCGGUGGCUUACUCGUGUUUCUCUAGAUCCACCUGCAGAGAGCACUGAUGCAACUGACAAUGACUCUGCACCAUUGGGUGAUACUGCAGCCCAAACAACAAGCAUGCUUCUGUAUUUUCCAUGCGGGUUGAUAAGAGGUGCCUUGACCAACUUAGGAAUUUCAUGUUCCGUCUCUGCAGAUAUGUCAAACCUUCCAGCAUGUUCCUUUGUGGUGCGCAUAAAGACAUGAACUGCGAGAAAUGAUACAAAUACAGUAUUAAGUGCUGGCUUGUGGUUCAAGUCAUUUGACACCUACCUGUUUUCACUGUCUUUCAAUGAAAUUCCUUCUUCGCCUUCAUGACCAUAUAACCGAGAUCGGGUGUUACUUUAUGUUGCAUAUUAGUAAUAUUUUCUCUGGAAGAAUUGUGGCGCCAAUGUGAUUUUUUUUUUCAUCAACCAAAGUGGAGCGUUUACAUGUUCCUUUUGUACAGAUCAUAUUUGGAUGUAGUCAAUUAUAGGUCCUGUUUAAAAUUCAGGAUUUUUCUCGAA
Setaria italica (foxtail millet) is the source of this 1026-nucleotide messenger RNA. Its product is annotated as trafficking protein particle complex subunit 6B. The record is from RefSeq and is a predicted model, not a curated record. Bases 200 to 727 code for a protein of 175 amino acids. Gene Ontology annotation, biological process: regulation of GTPase activity; endoplasmic reticulum to Golgi vesicle-mediated transport. Gene Ontology annotation, cellular component: trans-Golgi network; TRAPP complex; cis-Golgi network. Lineage: Eukaryota; Viridiplantae; Streptophyta; Magnoliopsida; Poales; Poaceae. The transcript is spliced from 5 exons.